This is a messenger RNA of Trifolium pratense (red clover), 1234 nucleotides long. Its product is annotated as cold-regulated 413 inner membrane protein 2, chloroplastic-like. The record is from RefSeq and is a predicted model, not a curated record. The coding region runs from base 200 to 886 and encodes 228 amino acids. The transcript is spliced from 6 exons. NCBI's taxonomy places the organism in Eukaryota, Viridiplantae, Streptophyta, Magnoliopsida, Fabales, Fabaceae. Gene Ontology annotation, cellular component: membrane.
CAGAGAGAUCGUAGGUGCUUUGAUUAGUUUUAAGAAUCUUGGAGAGUGGGUCCUCUUAGGUGUAGAGUCAAAAUAGUCAAUGAAUCACUUUUGUUUGUUCGUCUCAAAAUUGAGUGAAGAAAGAAAUUGAGAGAGCAUAGCAUAGCAUAUAGCAGUCGAAACUCUUCACAAAGAAGAAGAAGAAGAAGAAGAAGAAGAAAUGUUAUCAUCAUCAGUGUUGUCUUCAACUGGAACUGUAACCGCACGAACCACUGUAUCUCCGCUCAACAACUGCAUCAGAAUCAGAAGAACAGAUCCAUCAUCAUCACUCACUUUCUCUCACCGCACCUUCAAUCCUCUAUGCCUCCGAUCCUCCUUCACUCCCCAUUACGGAAUCAAAAUCGCCGAUAACUCCAAAACAAGAAGCAUCACAGGAGGGUUUCGUGUCCAUUCCUAUGUUUCUUCUCCUUUCACUACUCCUAAUUUGCAAUGGAUCUCCGCUGUUUCUGCUCUGAUUUUAAUACUGGCAAGGGGCACUACUGUACCAAAAUCAUUUAUUGUUCCAUUAUUCGCUCUCCAAGCACCGGCAGGUGUCUUUGCCUGGAUAAAAGGUAGAUAUGGUGUAUGGUCAGCAUUCUUGGCACUUGUGGUCCGUCUCUUCUUUCAUAUUCCUGGUGAACUUGAGUUGCCAUUUAUAGCAUUACUCUUGGUGAUUGUAGCUCCUCAUGAGGCUGUGAGAUUAAGGGACACAAAAGAAGGUGCUGUAAUUUCUUUAUUGAUUGCGGUGUAUUUGGCUUUCCAGCAUUUCUCAAGAACAAGCUUGCAGAAAUCAUUUGACCAAGGUUCAAUUAUUGCCACCUUAGCAGUCAUCAGUAUCACUGUUACAUCUUUGGUGCUUCUUAUUUAAGUUGGAUUUGAAAUUAUUUACGUCAAUAGUAUAUUGUAAAUAAGAAUAAUACCUGUUGAAAUGUUGAUAUUAUUUCGAUAUGUAUUAUGUAACAUGUUUGACACUCAAUCAUUUACCUUUUAUUACUUACUUAAAUAAUGGAGUUAAAAUAAGUAUUUAUUAUUAGGAACUUGUAGACUAUAGUAUUUAGUACAUGAUAUUCUGUAUAUAUUGUAGUAUAGAGGGAGUGACCGAAGCUAGUUUUUGGCUUUGGAUUGUUAUGAUAAAGAACUCUACCUCUGACAUGAGGGUUCCGUGCUUUUGUUGUGUAGAUUGCAAUGAGCAUAUAUAUAAAAUGCUGUUUUUAAA